GUUCUAUUUGAACAUGCAGUGGGCUACUCCCUGUACCAAGUCACCGAGUUUGAGGAUAUUGGACAGAUGAUGCCUCAGGUGGAGGCGGCUGUUAAAGACUGUGGCAAGUUCCUGAAGGCAGUCAAACUUGUGGCAUUCAGAGCCUUCGAAAGUGCAGCAGAAUCACUUGAAAAUGUGAACAAAAUUUCUGAAGGUAAAAUGUCAGACGUGUUGGAAGCAUUCCUGGCUAGUAACAAAUUUGACACACUUGGUGUGGCAGACCCAACCCUCGGUCAAAACAUCAAAGAUGUCUUCAGCUGUAAUGUGCUACACACCGGCAUAGUGCCCGAGAUAAUUCGGGGGAUCAGGCUGUUUUUGCCCCGGUACAUAACCGGACUUACGUUAUGUGCAAUGAAGCAAGCCGAGUUGGGUUUGGGCCAUGCGUACUCGCGCUCUAAAGUGAAGUUCAACGUGAACAGAGUUGACAACAUGAUCAUCCAGAGCAUCGCCAUCAACGACCAAAUGGACAAGGAUAUCAACACGUUCGCCAUGCGCAUGAGAGAGUGGUACUCCUACCACUUCCCAGAACUCUCGCGCAUUGUUGACAACCACUACCAAUACGCUCGAGUCCUGAAGGUCAUUGAAAGAAAAGAAUCGCUGAUGGAUGACUCCAAGCUGCCUGAGCUGGUGCAAAUAGUGCAGGACGGAAAUAAGGCUGAGGAGAUCAUCAAUGCUGCUCGCAUGAGCAUGGGCACGGAUAUCAAUGACGCGGACAUGGCAAAUAUUCUCAUGUUUGCUGAGCGCGUAAUCAGCCUAACGUCAUUCAGACGUAACAUGACUGGCUACCUCAGCAACACCAUGAACAAUGUAGCGCCUAACCUGGGCGCUGUUGUUGGUGAUCAGGUUGCAGCUCGCCUCAUUUCCCAUGCAGGCUCUCUCACCAACCUGGCCAAGAUGCCGGCGUCAACUGUUCAAAUUUUAGGAGCAGAAAAGGCUUUGUUCCGUGCAUUGAAAACUCGCAGCAACACGCCCAAGUAUGGCCUCCUCUACCACGCCUCUUUCAUUGGCAAGGCUGCAUCCUCAGACAAGGGCAGGAUAUCCCGCUUCCUGGCCAACAAAUGCUCUAUUGCCUCGCGCAUCGACUGCUUCAGCGAAAGCUUGUCUACGAAGUUCGGAGAGAACUUGCGUCAGCAGGUGGAGGACCGCCUCAAGUUCUACGAGAGCGGCGACAUCCCUCGCAAGAACCUCGAGGUGAUGGCAGACGCCCAGCGCGAGCACGACGCCUUCACCGCCAGCGAAAAGAAGACCAAGAAAAGGAAGCGAGACGACAACCUUGUCUGUCAUGGCGAAAACGGACAUGAUGGUGAGAAUUGGGGAUUGUUGCUAUUCUUUCUCAGCACGCGUGUGUGA
This is a messenger RNA of Hyalella azteca, 1389 nucleotides long. Its product is annotated as nucleolar protein 56. Lineage: Eukaryota; Metazoa; Arthropoda; Malacostraca; Amphipoda; Hyalellidae. Gene Ontology annotation, molecular function: snoRNA binding. Gene Ontology annotation, cellular component: box C/D methylation guide snoRNP complex; small-subunit processome. The record is from RefSeq and is a predicted model, not a curated record.